GAAAAGCCCAAAAUCUUUGCAAGGCUCUUACGGAUGAAUAUAACAAAGCUUUGGAGAAGGUUGAUGUUUUGAUUAUGCCAACUUGCCAUUACAAAGCGCCGAAGCUACCAGCAGCAUCCCUGCUGGAUGAUGUAAAUGAGUUGCUGACAGAAGCAUUCAGUAUGGUAAGGAACACAGUUGCUUCAAAUUCCACUGGUCAUCCCUCGAUCUCGGUGAAUGCCGGCUUCUCAGAGGGUCUACCAGUUGGGGCCUUGAUUACGGGACGACAUCAUGAAGACGCCACUGUCCUGCGAGUAGCCAAGACUUUGGAGAGUGGACCUAGACCGUCAUAGACUCGCUGAAGUUGCCAGUGACA
Owenia fusiformis is the source of this 355-nucleotide messenger RNA. Lineage: Eukaryota; Metazoa; Annelida; Polychaeta; Sabellida; Oweniidae. The record is from the annotation of a GenBank genome assembly.